ACUGCCGGUCCUGGAAAAUCUAACAUUGAUGAAGCAGUUAUGUGAUAAAGCUUUUGAUGCUGAGGAUGGUGCAAAUAGAGCUAACCAAGAAGAAAUCUCAUGUUGGUCUAUCUAUGGAAAAGAUUUCAGGGUUCAGCUCAAUGAGAUUAUAAAAAAUAGUGGAGGUAAAAUUGGUGAAAAGAAAGCAAGAAGCUUACUAUAUGAUUCCAUUACAGAACAGCUUAAUUUACUUCGCAAAAAAAGAUCCCAAGAAUUAGGUUUACAUCUUCCAGAAAUAUCGCGGGAUGCCUUGCGCAAAAAAACACAGAGAGCCGAGAAAAUUUAUAUAUUAUUCGAAAAAAUAGGCCAUGAUAAAAUCAAAUUCAUCAAAUCAUAUAGUGCAAAUUCCAUUUCAAAACUUACUAAUGAUCAAAUUCAAGAGAUUAUAAAUUAUUCUUGUCAGAACGUCAAUACAGAUAAUGCAGAACACCAAAUUUCAUCCGAAAAUACUGAAAUUUCUGAGACCGGCGGUCCCGGAAAAAUCUCAUCUGAAAUAGAAACAGAAUCAAGCGCUUCAACUACUCCCUCUAUCUCAUCAUCAUCUCAUACAUCUAGCCACGAAUUGACUGCCUCCGGCAAUUCAGAAACGAUUCCAGAAGAAGAGACAGAGUCUCGAGUUUCCAACUCAUCAACCGAGAUACAGGCAAGU
Acaulospora colombiana is the source of this 688-nucleotide messenger RNA. Lineage: Eukaryota; Fungi; Glomeromycota; Glomeromycetes; Diversisporales; Acaulosporaceae. The record is from the annotation of a GenBank genome assembly.